This is a messenger RNA of Colletotrichum spaethianum, 2103 nucleotides long. Its product is annotated as putative MFS-type transporter. Gene Ontology annotation, biological process: transmembrane transport. The coding region runs from base 1 to 2103 and encodes 700 amino acids. The record is from RefSeq and is a predicted model, not a curated record. The transcript has 3 exons. Gene Ontology annotation, molecular function: transmembrane transporter activity. Lineage: Eukaryota; Fungi; Ascomycota; Sordariomycetes; Glomerellales; Glomerellaceae.
AUGGCAGGCAUUCUGACUUGGAAGAGCCGAUUUGGAGGCGUUUUUGGCAAUAAACCCAAAAACCUGACCAACGAAGAGCAAAAUGCCAGCAUUCCAAAAUGGAGUAUGGGCGUCCUCAACGACCCGACAACGAUCGAAGUACCCGGCUCCGUUCUUCUCCUCGCCAGCCAUCGCAAUGAGCCCCUGGGCUUGCGCAAUGCGCCCGCCAGAACUUCUCACUCUUCCAUCCCCACAGGGUUCCCGGAGCCGCCUGAGACGCCUAGCGGUCGUCCUUCCCCCGGGCAUCCAGCUCCAGCGGAUGAGGCCAAGACCACAAAGGACGGAAUCAUCCUCAACCCCCAACCGGAAGAGUCGGCCAACGAUCCCCUCAACUGGCCCGCAUGGCGGCGCGACUGCGCGCUGCUGUCUCUCGGCUUCUACUGCAUGGUCGGCGGAGGCAUGACCCCCUUGCUUGCUGCCGGCUUCACCAACGUGGCCCAAGACUACCACAUCGAGACGGAAACGGUCUCGUUGACCACUGGCUUGUACAUGAUGGGCAUGGGUCUCGGCUCCGUCAUCUUCUCGCCUACGGCUAUCCUGUAUGGAAAGAGGCCGGUCUACCUGUUCAGCGCAGUCAUCUUCAUUAUCAGUUCGGUCUGGGCCGCCGUGUCGCCCAACUUCACGUCUCUCAUCCUGGCCAGAAUCUUCCAGGGCAUCGCCGUGAGCCCCGUCGAGUGUCUCCCGUCGGCCACCAUCGCCGAGAUCUUCUUCCUCCACGAGCGUGCGUUCCGCAUCGGCAUUUACACGCUGCUGCUGCUCGGCGGAAAGAACCUGGUGCCGCUCAUCAGCGCCGUCGUCAUCCAAGCCUUGGGAUGGCGAUGGGUGUUCUGGGUCGUUGCGAUGGUCGUCGCAUUCUGCGGCGUGCUUCUGUUCUUCUUCGUGCCCGAGACGUUCUGGGACCGGACGCCAGUUCCCAAGUCACGGAAGCCAUCUCGAAGGCCAAGCUUCGGGCGUAGGCAGUCAUCACGUCGCGACAUUCCUCAAGGGUCUGCGGAUGUUAUCACAGCCUCCGCCAGCCCUGCUCUACAGUCGCCGCAUACUCCUUCGCACCACAAGGACCUGCACGUCGGGUUCGCUUUCGACCCCAGCCAGGAAAAGGAAGACGUUGAGAAGAACGCUGACAACGGCUCCGACGCUCACAACACUGCGCCCGGCCCCCGCCCCUCGGGCACCUCGGGUACCCCCACCUCGGGAUCGGACUACUUCGCCAAUGCGCCCGCCAUUGAGAGCGAAAAGUUCGCCACGGACUCUUUGGACGUCCACUCCCCGCCAAAGGCCCUGGCCUACACCCACGCCCUCCGCCACCAGCCCGCAAAGUCCUUCACCGAGCAGCUGAAGCCCUGGAACGGCCGCCUCAACCAUGACAAGUGGUUCAAGGUCAUGCUCCGGCCCUUUGUCCUGUUCGCCUACCCGGCGGUGCUGUGGUCCUCGGUCGUCUACGCCCUGUCGGUUGGCUGGCUGAUUGUCGUCUCCGAGUCGGUGGCCCUCAUCUACCGCAACCGCGAGUCUUACAACUUCAAUGCCCUGCAGACGGGCCUCGUCUACCUGUCCCCCUUCAUUGGAGGCAUCCUCGGCACGGCCGUCGCCGGCAAGGUCAGUGACAUCAUCGUCAAGGCCAUGGCCCGCCGCAACGGUGGCCUAUACGAGCCCGAGUUCCGUCUCGUCAUGGCCGCGCCCGUUGCCGUCACCACCGUCAUCGGCCUCAUGGGCUUCGGAUGGUCCGCGCAGGAGCGCGACCACUGGAUCGUGCCCACCAUCUUUUUCGGUCUCAUCUCGUUCGGCUGCACGCUGGGGUCCACGACCUCCAUCACGUUCUGCGUGGACAGCUACCGACAGUACGCGGGCGAGGCGCUCGUCACGCUCAACUUUAGCAAGAACAUCUUCCACGGGCUGGUCUUUAGCCUCUUCGUCACGCACUGGCUCACCGACGACGGGCCCAAGAUGGUCUUUAUCUGGCUGGGCGUCAUCCAGCUCAUCUUCCUCUUCUUCUCCAUCCCGAUGUAUCUGUACGGCAAGCGGGCGCGCAUGUGGACCGUGAGGAAGAAUUUUAUGGAGAAGCUUUGA